AUGGAUCCAAAGAGAAUUCAAAAAGGAACGGAAAAAACACUCUCUAGUAUUGGAAAAAUUGGGGGAGAAUUUAAAGUAGAGAAGAAACCAGAAUUCAUAAACAGGCGUCUUUCACUAUUCAAAACCUUACAUGAAAAGCAGAUUGCAUUACUCCAAGAAAAGGCCUCAAAAAACGAGCCAAUUAAAAUCACUUUGCAAAAUGGAGACCAGAGAGAUGGGAUCAAGUUCCAAACAUCUCCUAUGGAAAUUGCGAGGCAAAUUUCAAAGAAAUUAGCAGAAAAUUGUAUUGUGGCAAAAAUCAGAUAUAGUAAAUCAUCAUACAUUGAAGAUGAUGAAGUUCGUGGUAUUGAAGAUGACGAAGCAUGUUGCCAAUUACAUGAAGAUGAAGAUCAAGCCAAUGGGUGGAGACUUUGGGAUGCAACCAGACCAUUAGAAGGAGAUUGUGAAUUGGAGAUCUUAACAUUUGAUUCUAUUGAGGGUAGCGGUGUUUUCUGGCAUUCCUCAUCCCAUAUUCUUGGUCAAUGUUUAGAAAAUGAAUAUGGAGCACAAGUUACUAUUGGACCAGCUUUAAACCCAGGAUUUUAUUAUGAUUCAUAUAUGGGAACCCAUAGUGUUAGUAAUACUGAGUAUUCUGAUAUAGAAAAUUGUGCCAAAACUAUUAUUUCUGAAAAACAGCCAUUUGAAAGAUUACAAUGUAAUAAAGAAGAAGCACUCGAACUUUUUAAAGAUAAUCCAUUUAAAGUUUCAUUGAUCAUGUCAAAAAUUCCUGAUGGGUCCCAAACGACAAUAUAUAGAUGUGGGUCAUUCGUAGACUUAUGUACAGGCCCUCACAUUCCUCACACAGGAAUUGUUAAGGCUUUUAAAGUUACAAAAAACUCUGGUUGUAACUGGCUUGGUGAUACUGGAAAUGACGCAUUACAAAGAGUUUAUGGUGUAUCUUUCCCAGACAAGAAACGCUUAGAUGAGUACUUGCAUAUGCUGGAAGAAGCCAAAAAGCGUGAUCACAGAUUACUAGGAUUAAACUUACAAUUAUUCUUUUUUGACACAAAUGUAUCACCAGGAUCGUGUUUCUGGCUCCCAGCAGGAGCAAGGUUUUACAAUAAAUUAAUCGAAUUUAUUAGAAGUGAAUAUAGAAUUCGUGAUUUUACUGAAGUUAUUACUCCAAACAUUUUUAGUUGUGAUCUUUGGAAGACUUCAGGGCACUACUUUGCUUACAAAGAAAAUAUGUUCAUUUUUGAUGUAGAAGAAAAGGAAUGGGGUCUGAAGCCAAUGAAUUGUCCAGGCCAUUGUAUUAUGUUCAAGCAUCUAAAUCCAUCAUAUAGACAACUGCCCAUUAGACUAUCUGAUUUUGGGGUUCUUCAUAGAAAUGAGUUUUCAGGUGCUUUAAAUGGUUUAACUAGAGUUAGAAGAUUCCAACAAGAUGAUGCACAUAUUUUCUGUACUUCAGAACAAAUACAAGAGGAAGUAUUUAAAGCUCUGGAUUUCUUGUUCUUUAUAUAUGGUCAAUUAGGAUUCACAUUUGACCUUUUCCUUAGUACAAUGCCAAAAGAACACUUGGGGACUGAAGAACAAUGGAGAGAGGCAGAAAAUGCCUUAAAGUCUGCUUUGGAAAAAACUGGGAAAAAAUGGAAACUAAACCCCGGAGAUGGAGCAUUCUAUGGUCCAAAAAUUGAUAUUAUGCUUUGGGAUGCUUUGAAAAGACAACAUCAAUGCGGAACUAUCCAACUUGACUUCCAGCUCCCAAUUAGAUUCAAUCUUCAAUACAGAACUGACGAAAAUAUCUCAGAAGAAUCCUCCAAUCAGGAAUUGUCCCACCAAAAUGCUGAUCAGAAUGCCCAGAACUCCCUCAAACAAGGUUAUAAAAGACCAGUAAUUAUUCACAGAGCAAUUCUUGGUAGCGUAGAAAGAAUGUCUGCUGUUAUUCUUGAGCAUACUGGAGGGAAAUUACCUUUCUGGCUUUCUCCGAGACAAGCCAUCGUUCUUUCGAUUUCAGAAAAAACUGUUGAAUAUGCCAAAACUGUUGAAAAAGAACUUAACAGACGAGGUUUUGACGUUUCUGGAGACUAUAGUGCUUCCACCAUCAAUAAAAAAAUUAGAGAAUCUCAACUUUUACAGUGGAACUACAUGCUUGUUAUUGGUGAGAAUGAGGCUAGAGACAAAAAAGUUACUCUCCGUUGUAGGGAUGUCAGUGUUCCUCAAGAAGUUCUUACUUUGGAUGAAGUUAUUCUUAAAUUCUCUUCUAUGGGAUUCCCAUCAAGUAUUGAUUCAAACCUUUCUGGUUAA
Cryptosporidium ubiquitum is the source of this 2283-nucleotide messenger RNA. Its product is annotated as threonyl-tRNA synthetase. The record is from RefSeq and is a predicted model, not a curated record. Lineage: Eukaryota; Apicomplexa; Conoidasida; Eucoccidiorida; Cryptosporidiidae. Gene Ontology annotation, biological process: threonyl-tRNA aminoacylation. Gene Ontology annotation, cellular component: cytoplasm; mitochondrion. The transcript has a single exon. Gene Ontology annotation, molecular function: threonine-tRNA ligase activity; ATP binding. The coding region runs from base 1 to 2283 and encodes 760 amino acids.